AUUAAAAUGAAACUACUCAUUGCAUUGAUUGCUCUGAUUGCUUUCUCUACGGCAGCUAAUAUCUAUGAGGAAGAUGGAAACAUUAAGUUCGAUGUUGACAUGGAUCAAACUUCUCCAAUAAGCUUUGCUGUUAAAGGACAGAUGAAUCCCUUGGACGACACUCAAAAUAAGAUUACAGCUUUCUUAAAGUUGGCAAAUGAAUAUAUCCCAAUUUUAGAAAACCUCUCCAAGGACCAAACUGUUCUGAGGUAUCAACACACAUGGCAUUUUAAUAAUAUUCCAGGAAUUGACCUUACCUUCUAUUGGUUCUUUGAUCUUAUCAUCGGAUGGACUGUCACACCAGGAGAUGUAGCUGAGAACUUCUAUGAGGUAACUUAUAUGCCUUUUGCUUGGGGAACCACCUACGGUAGACUCAAUGGAACAACUUGGCCUGCCAUUGGAUACAUCAGACUUGGAGUUGAAUAUCUUGACUUCAGAAUGCCAACUGCUUUUACCCUAUACAGAGAUGGAAAAGUUUGUUUUGAUAGCUCCUACAUCGUCACCCCAAUCCAUGUCAGCAGUCAGCUAGGAGGCGCUUUGAGAGAAUGCAAGGCUGAGAUCCUUGAUGAAAUUCUCAACCAACAAGCAAUUACUCUCGGAUGUAGCUAUGUCCAAGAUAUAGAUAUCCUCUUCUUGGAUGAAGAUCUCACAAGUAGAGUUGAGCAUCAAAUCAUUGGAGAGACCUGUAUCGGAUUUUAAAGAACUACUUUGUUUUGUCAAGAUUUACUCUUAA
Molecule: messenger RNA, 772 nt
Organism: Moneuplotes crassus
Lineage: Eukaryota; Ciliophora; Spirotrichea; Euplotida; Euplotidae
Source: the annotation of a GenBank genome assembly